ACUCCAGCCAACGUGCCCGAGGGGGUGUGUGUGUGAGACAGAGAGACAGAGGGCGGGGGGGGGGGGGGGGCGGUGAUGGAAGGAGGAAACUCCGCCGCCCCGAACGGCCCGAGAAGAGCCGCGGCAGCCGCUCGCCCCAGAGCCCCCAGCCGCAGCGGGACACCGGAGUCGCGUCACGCCCAAGCGGCGCAACCUCUGCCUGGCGGGGAGCGGCCAGCAGCGCCCUCUGCUCCCUGGCUGCGGAGAGCAGCCGCCGCUCGCUCCCGGGGCGUGCAACAGUGAAGGGCCAGCGGCUCUUAUCGGAGCAACAGCGUCUCCUUCCCGGGACCGGCUUCCUUCCCCUGCGGCGGCGACACCCGGCAGUGGUUUUCAGAGGGAGAUUGCCCCUACAGAUACCAUGAGACUGUCUGGUUUGGCCAAUGUACACCUCUACCCCGAUAUAACGCGACCCGAUAUGACACCGGUUUGCAUACAACGUGGUAAAGCAGCACUCCGGCGGAUCAGCGCGUCAGUUCCCAGCUGCAGCGCUCCGCUUCCUGCCGCCGAUUACAUUUGGAUUUUCUGAAAAACGGACCUUUUUCACCAUGAAUGCAAGAACAGACUGUCGAGAGAACAGCAGAAUGAGAUCUUUCAAAGCGCCACAUGUCUGCACAGCGUUAUCCUUAGUAAUGCUGUUCCUUCCAGUCACUGGAACUUCAAAGCAAAAUAUCCCAAGACUUAAACUUUCCUAUAAAGACUUGCUGCUUUCAAACAGCUGUAUCCCAUUCCUGGGCUCAGCGGAGGGGUUUGAUUUUCGGACCCUGCUGCUAGAUGAGGAGAGAGGCUGGCUGCUAAUCGGAGCUAAAGACCACAUCUUUCUGCUCAGCUUGGUUGAUUUAAACAAAAAUGUAAAAAAGAUUUACUGGCCUGCAGCAAAAGACAAGGUGGAAGUAUGCAAACUAGCUGGGAAAGAUGCCCAGGUAAUUGCACUGCUGAACAGCAAGGGCCAGGACUGUCCAGGGACUACCCUGGUGCUAAGUACCCCAAAGUGUCAUGGACCUUGUGAUGAUACAGAAUGUGCAAAUUUUAUCCGGGUUCUUCAACCCUACAACCGGACCCAUGUUUAUGUCUGCGGCACAGGAGCCUUCCACCCUAUCUGUGGAUACAUUGAGCUUGGAGUACACAGAGAGGAAAUAGUAUUCAGACUGGACACUCAGAACCUGGAGUCUGGCAGGUUGAAAUGUCCUUUUGAUCCUCAUCAGCCGUUUGCUUCCGUAAUGACAGAUGCGUACCUCUAUGCUGGAACAGCUUCUGAUUUCCUUGGCAAAGAUACAGCUUUAACACGUUCUCUAGGCCCUUCUGAUGACCACCAUUACAUCAGAACUGACAUUUCCGAACAUUACUGGCUUAACGGAGCAAAAUUUAUUGGAACCUACCCCAUCCCGGACACAUACAAUCCAGAUGACGACAAAAUCUAUUUCUUUUUCCGAGAAAUAUCGCAAGAUAGCAGCACGUCUGACAAAGCGAUCCUUUCCCGAGUUGGAAGAAUUUGUAAGAAUGAUAUGGGAGGUCAACGGAGUCUAAUAAACAAGUGGACAACUUUCCUGAAAGCAAGACUGGUGUGCUCGAUACCUGGCCCUGAGGGAGCAGACACAUACUUUGAUGAGCUACAAGAUAUUUUCUUACUUUCCACAAGAGAUGAGAGAAACCCUCUAGUGUAUGGAGUCUUCACUACUACAAGCUCUGUAUUCAAGGGCUCUGCGGUUUGUGUGUACAGCAUGGCUGAUAUCCGAGCUGUUUUCAAUGGCCCUUACGCUCACAAAGAAAGUGUAGAUCAUCGAUGGGUACAAUACGAAGGACGUAUCCCAUACCCCCGGCCUGGUACAUGCCCAAGCAAAACUUACGACCCGUUGAUUAAAUCUACCAGAGAUUUUCCAGAUGAUGUUGUUAGCUUUAUAAAACGCCAUCCAUUGAUGUACAAGUCGGUUUACCCAGUGACUGGAGGACCUGUAUUUACUAGAAUCAAUGUGGACUACAGGCUGACACAGAUUGUGGUGGAUCAUGUCAUGGCAGAAGAUGGGCAGUAUGAUGUUAUAUUCCUAGGCACAGACACAGGAACGGUACUGAAAGUUGUGAGUAUUACAAAGGAGAAGUGGACUAUGGAGGAGGUAGUACUGGAAGAGCUGCAGAUUUUCAAGCAUCCAUCAUUUAUCUCAACUAUGGAGAUGUCCCUGAAGCAGCAACAAUUGUACAUUGGUUCCAGAGAUGGAUUGGUUCAGCUCUCUCUGCACAGAUGUCACACGUAUGGGAAGGCUUGUGCAGACUGCUGCCUUGCCAGAGACCCAUACUGCGCUUGGGAUGGAAACUCAUGUUCCAGAUAUGCACCAACUUCUAAAAGGCGAGCCAGGAGACAAGAUGUCAAAUACGGAGACCCAGUCGCUCAGUGCUGGGAUGUGGAAGAAAGCAUUAGUCAUGAAACUGCUGAUGAAAAGGUGAUUUUUGGCAUUGAAUUUAAUUCAACUUUUUUGGAAUGCAUUCCUAAGUCCCAGCAAGCCUCGAUUAGGUGGUAUAUUCAACGCUCUGGAGAAGAACAUCGAGAAGAGCUGAAGGCUGAUGAGAGGAUCAUCAAAACGGAAUACGGACUGCUGAUCCGCAGCCUGCAGAGAAAGGACACAGGGGCGUAUUACUGCAAAGCACAGGAGCACACGUUCGUUCACACCAUCGUGAAGUUAAAUUUGAACGUCAUAGAGAAUGGGCACAUGGAAAGCACUCAGAAAACGGAGGAGGAAGAGGGACGAGGGAGAGAUUUGCUUACUGAGUCGCGGCUGAGGUACAAGGAUUACAUCCAACUUGUCAGCAGCCCCAGCUUCAGCCUGGAGGAGUGGUGUGAACAGAUGUGGCACCGGGAGAAGCGACGGCAGCGGAACAAAGGUGGGGCAAAAUGGAAGCACAUGCAGGAGAUGAAGAAAAAGCGAAAUCGAAGGCACCAUGAACCUGUCAGCAGCCCAGAUGCCAGGCCAACAUCUACAUAGCUUUUAUAUUCUAUUUAAAGAAAGGACAUUUAACAUGCAAAAAUACUGUGUUCUGUUUUGUGCAUCCUUCCUAUUAAUUAAUGUUGCUUCUCACUGAGAUUAGAUAAUGCACAGUCAUUAUUGGUCUGUACAGGACUGCACUGUAAUACUGGAAUAUGAUAGCAAAUGACAAAUUCCUUAUUUGAGCACCGCGCCCAAGGCAAUAAUUCCAAAUCUGGGAUUUUUUCCCCAGAAAUUCAGAUUUUGUAGCUAACAGUUAGUGAGAAGCUGAUUCGUGACAUAUGUCAUGGGGGUGUUCCAUGGCUUCCCUGGCAUAAUUUUUAUAUGAGAUUUAAAGUCUAUGUUACAGUAUAUUAUUAAUGGACUGCUACAUUCCACCCGAGAGUUGGCUGCAGUUCAGGGGUAGGUGGAUGUAUUUGUAAAAGUGCUUGGGGGUCUUGUAAGGAUGGGAGGUGCCAUAUAGAUACAGGCCAUUUCAUGACAGAUCUGCAAAACUAUACUAAAUUACCCAUUGGGCAUAUAUUUAGGUACAUGGGUGGCAUUUGCUAAUGCAGAGAAGCAAAGCAAAAAAUCAAAUUAAAUAUCAGCUUAGAAGUAACACUCGUUUUCCCCUUUAAAAAUGUAAUCACGUUUUAAGAGGAGGAAAUGUAGAACUUUAUUCAUUAGGGCAUAAGCAGCCUCUAGUUUGCAGUCCAUCUGCUGAAAUGAACUGUUGACUCAAAUUGAAACUGCCAGCAAGAUACUGGAGAGUAAAUUUCAUAAGAAGCAUGUGGGAGGUACAUGCACAAACCCUAUUAACAAAUAAUGGGAUUUCUGCCUUCACCUCUAUUGUCUUGCUGAAGAUUUUACCCUGAAUGUCUCCACUCACCUCUACAACUCUAACCCCCGACUGGCUUCAUUUUCUGGAGUAUGGUUAGUUUGUUGUGGAAAAAAGAGGAGAGGUGAACACACGCACAAAAACCCUCCCGAACUUGAUGACAAAAGACAAUGAGGGAAACAUAUUUGGUGACAGAUGGAAACUGACAGUGCUCUUACACCAGGUAUAACAAUGGGGAAAGAGCAGACAUUCCUGAGACUUGUGUAUUUGUUUUAUAAAAGGUCUUGUGUAUUUCAAACAAGGUAUUGUGUUGUUGGAAUUAAUACUUUUUUAUUAUAAUUAAAUAAAAACAAAAAAAGCCCAUGUGUAAAUUAACUGAAGUACAAGUUAGAGAGGAGCAGCUUUGUGAUUUACAAUAGCAUCAUUUGUAAAUUGUUCCUAGUUUUACUUUCUGCUCUUUAAUAAGAUAAAUCUUCUUGUAUGAGCAAGAGACACUUCAGAUCUGACUUCAGACCUUCAGAUCUGAUUUACACCAGUGUAACUCCAUUGGCUUCAUUGGACUUUCUUCCAAUUUACGCUAGUGUAAGCAAGAUCAAAAUCAGGCCUAUUGCCUCUUCUCAUGCUUCGCAGCCCCUUUCCCCCACUCUACCAAACCUCCCCCUUUUUGCCUUUCACGCCUCUUUGAGUGUAAAAUGACAAAUUAGCGACGUCCUCACAUGGAAGGAAGCUUUGAUGGAUACUAAACCGACAGACUUUACUUGUUUCUCAUGCAUUCUACAUGUCUGGAGAGCAAAGUCUGUGGAAAACCCAUGUAAUUGAUGUGCAAUUCAUUAAGGAACCAAGAACUUUGGCUCUGAAUGCUGGAGAUUAUCCCUAUCUGCUACCCAGUGUGUGUGUGCUUUCAGUCCCCGAUCAAUAAUUGUGUCCAUACAAUCUGUGUCAUUGUACAUUUUCUUUCUGAUAAAUGAUACAAAUAUGGUGGUGUGUUUUUCAGAUCGGAGAAAGGAACCUCAGCUGACUCAAGUUUAUUGUAAAAAAAAACUAAAACUGAAUGUGCAUGUAUUGUAUAAAGACGGGGUUUAUAUUCCUUGUUUUUUCAUUAAGAGAUACAUUAGUUAAUUAGAAGUUAUUAGGUAGUUUGUGCUCAGUACUUUGAUAGUGUACUCUGCAAGUGUUAAAUAUUAUAAAAGAUGAGAGGGGAGUUUCAUUGUACAGGACCUUUAAUCAAAGAGACUGAUGUCCUGGGCUCUUAUUAGUAAUGUUAAUCCUUAUUACUCUGAGUAGCCUAUUAAUGUCUGUAGAACUUUUCACAAUAGUAAGCAUUAUGCUCAGAAAUCAGCUUGUACAGCAAUAGGACCUUAGGUCAAGAUUUUCAAAAGUGACUAGUGAUUUUGACUGCCCUGAUGUUUCUUGCCCAAUUUGAGACUCUAUAAGGGGUGUUAUCCUGUAAAUAUGAGGCCCCUUUAAGGAAUCUUAAGUUGGAAACCCAGAAAUGAGACACUCAAAAUCUUGAAUCACUUUAAAAAAAUUUUGCCUAAGAAUGACUGCAGUCACCAUACAGAACCCACCGAUGUAUUCCGUGUUGUAUUUUAUCAGUCCAGAGAGUACCAUCUCUCAGAGUUGGUCCUUCUGGGAAUGAGUGGUGCCACGCCAUGAUUAAGCUAAGGUGUUACCAUCAAAUAAUCCACCUUGGGCCUGUGCUUACAUGUACUGACAAGGGGCCUGCUCCUGCUCCCACUGAAGUCAAUGGGAGCAGGACUGGACUGAGUAGUGUAAUUAUUAAUUACAGCACAAACCCUACUUACCUUAUUCAUAAAAGUAGAACCAUUGGACUCACUUCAGUGGCCCUACUCAAUGAGAUAAGGUGAGCAGGAUUUGGCCUUAAAUAAGCUAUUUGUUGUUUGGUACUUUUUCCAUCUUCCUUAAGAGCUGAACACAAUUGGUUUCCUUUAGGUUUAAAUAGCUCUGCAGAGCCUAGCGCUACAAUCCUCGCAUAAAACUCCCCAUCAACUUCAACAGGAGUCUUGAGGGCCUAAGGGCUGCACCACUGGGACUGCGAGCAUAAAAGAUUGAAUUCAAAUGUUACUACUCUUAAAUUCAAGGGGUUUUGUUUUAUUUUAAGUAUUCUUGCAAGAGGAUUCCUCUCAGAGGAUUGACCUCAACUCUCCUGUGUGAAGUAGCAGAGUGAAGCCCCAAGCGAGGAAUGAGGCCAUUUCUAUCCUGGGGAAAUAAAUUCAGUAUCCUCCAAGUCGUUGUGCCAUAUUGGAUUCAUACCACCCCGGGGAGGGAUAUUUAAUAAUAUGGUGCAGAUAAAAAUCUGUGGUUCAAUACAUUUUAUAAGUGAUGUACUCUGAGCUAGCACACAGCUUCUCAUAGUAGAUGCUACACUGGUCAUGAUUCCAAGGGGCCCUGGAGACCAGUAAAUUAGCUAGAUAGUCCAGGGAACACUGAGGAAGGAUAAGAAGGGAUUUCUUUAGACAGUUGUUUGUUAUUCAGUCAAUAACCAAGGUCAGGAGUAAGAGUAUUGGAUCCUUCUGUAAUGUACAAUCCCCAAAACAGUCUCAAGGAGAACAGAAUGAGCUAACGCAGGGAAUUGUAGCAACAAGAGCCAGACAAGAAAGGAUUCCCUUCCUAAAUAUAUAAUUUAAAGGCACAAACCUGGGUCUACUUAAAUUUCAAAAUGAGGACUUGAGGGUCCAUUGUGCUGCUGAGCUGUACAAUGAGCCACAACAGGCUUGUAGUUAAAAUGAAACUGAACCCACCCUCCUUAAAGUGCUCAAUAAAAGUACAGACAUUCCCCGACUUACACAAUCAUUCCGUUCCGGAAAGCUGCAUAAUUGACUUUUGCGUAAGUCGGAAACGUUUAUCCAAAUGUUAUGCAAAAAAAAACCCCUCCUAUUUCUAGCUCACGGAACUUCUUCCAUAAGUAUGAAUUUGUGUAAAUCGGGUCUUGUGUAACCCAGGGAGCGUCUGUAAUGCUACCCAAAGUUUAGGUUAAGCAUGGAAAAAGUUACCUCCACAUUAAUAACUGAAGAUUCUAAACAGAUCCCCCCAGUGCAGACUUUAAAAAAAAUUACUUUGGUUCAAUCAGUAAUAAAUGCUCUUCCCCUACCUCAAAAAAAAAAAAUUCCUUCUCCCCCCACUUCAGAAGAUAACUGGUGUUUCCCUGAGUUACAUCCAUUUCAAACAGGCUGUCAGAACAUCCAGUGCAGCUUGUAUUGUAGUUGUUAGAAUUCUAAAAACUGAUGCCAGCUUUAAGAUCCAACAGGUCCCUAAAUACAGUAGUAGUCCAGAAGUCAGUUAAAACAAAUCUGGCAGUGGGAUUAGCGGACAAAGGAAUAAAGCGUUUAACUCUUCUUCUGAUAAAUUGUUUCCUUUGCUGGAAAACAUUCUAGGGACAUGUGUGAAAAUGUAUUCAUAUCACAGACACAGUUUUCUGUGCAAGUAGUUACAUUUACACAUAUACUGAGGAGCCAAGAUCCUUGAUUUUGCCAGUCCUCAACUAGACAUUGGACCCUGAUUCCUAUCUCAAUCAUACUGAUGUACACAAUUAAACUUAAUGGAAUUACUCUUGGUUUACAUUCAUAUGAGAUCAGAAUUGGGCCGUAGUCUAAAAUGCUCUGAAAUUUUAAUCAAAUCUAUGUAAGUCUUGAUAUGCACCUACCAUUUACAAAUCCCUUAUCAAAAAUUAAUACAUGAUUAUUGGAACAUGAUUUUCCUACUAAACUGCUGUCAUGUGUAUGACUGUUUUGUAGGGACCUACAUAAGUAAUUGGAUGCAUUUUAUUUUAUGUGUAACACAAGGUUAUUGCAACUGAUUAGUAUGAGUUAAAAAUACUUACAGAGCCAGCUCAGCCAUUGAUGUCAGUGACCAAAGUCCCAUUGGCUUCAGUAGAAUAUAGAUCUGAACCUAACCAAAGUAAUUAUAGCAAGUUAUUCCAAGACGCAGCCUAGAGUGUAGAUAACUAUGUAGAGAUUCAUUAUACAGAGGAGAAUCAGGAGUUAACUGCAUGGAAGGCAGUGGAAUUACACCUGCAUGACAGGAAAAUCAAGUCCACAUGUCUAUCCAAUAUAUUCUGUUACAAUUUAUGAAAAUUUAAGUGGUCCCUUAUUAUAUUUUACCUUAGUGUCACAAAUAUUACUCAGAAUUAGGAUUCUGUGAUUAGCUGAUAUGUGAAAUCCUUUGUAAUUGUAAUCUAUCUUUUCAGGUUUAUAAAAUAAAUUCAUUAUAGACAGGAAAAGGAAGGAUAAAAGAACAGCUCAUGAAAGAAUUUUAAGGCUGUGAAAAAUGUUGGUUUUUUUACUUCCAUAUAGUAUUUUAAUGAUGAUAAACCUAAAAGUGUCCAAGCCAGGCACACAUUUUCACAGUGCUGAAUAUUUAAAUAAAUUAUAAUACUGGGACAACAGUAUUGCUACAAACUUCAACAGACGCAGGAUUGGGCUCUUAAUUGAUCAGGUUUGUUUCUAUAACCCACUAUCCAAGUCUGUUGUCUCAAGGUAUCGGGCCAAAUCCUUCCUUGGUUUUCACUCAGUCCUCACUCAGGCAAACUCUUGCUGACAUUAAGAAAAAACUAGGAAAAUCAGUGAAGAUUUCAGGAUUUGGCUCAUUGCUUGGUGUAUAAAGUUAAACAUACUGGAAGGCCCCUUAACAUAUUCUCAUCUCAGACAAUGUUUUCUCUUAAGCACUUGUGUUUGUAUAGAUUAGUGUCUACCACAAACUUUCCUAAUGUUUUGACCCAAAACUAUUCAGUGGCUGACAGAUGUAAACCAGAUCUGGAAAGACAAAUCACAGAUCGGAAGGUGAAAUUUGCCUCAAUAAUGAGAUUUUGAAACUCUUGUUUAAAGUUGGUCUUUUCCCUCUUUAUUGUAUUGUUAUUGUGUACAAUUCCCCAGUUUAAAAUCAAUGUCUAUUGUUCUUUAAAACAAAAACCUUUCUGGGUGAUGUAAGAACCAGAAAAAUGUUUCCAGGUGACUUUUAUUACUGCUAUGGACUGCUAGUUAUUGGUUUCAUAUAGUCUGUGCCAAGAAAGUCAUCUGUCCACUCAUAGGCAGUCAUGAUAUUUUUAAUGGACGCAGACAUGUCUCGAUUUUGGUGGUGUUUUAUAUUCUGCUCCAUUACUCUUGUUAUAUAUAAGUGCCUUUGGCUGCUUUUUGUGUUCUUUCAUUUUGUUCUUGCUAUUCCUGCUGCUAAAUGGAACCAUGUCCAAGACCAGCCAUUUUCUGAAGAUUCAACAUACGUGUAAUAGUGACUGGAACAGAAGGCUUAGGCAGAUAACUUGUCUGCUAAGGUGUGUCAUGGCUGCCCCGGGCAGAGCCUUGUGGGCUUCACAUCUUUAAUGAGUUUUGAAAGCACUUAGCAUUUCAUAGGACAGUACCAUAUAUCUGCCUAUAGGCUGAAAGCCAGGAUCAGUUUACAAAACUUGCAUUUACUAUACAUCAAAGCACCACCUAAAGUUAUAUAAUUUGUUAUCGAAAGUUCCAAAACUCUGAUAGCUAGAAAUGGUCAAAUUUUAAAAGGAAAAAAAUACUUUAUCAAAAUGUGGCCAUUUUCCAAAAAUGAAAUAUUUUUGGGAAAAGUUUUCAUAUUUUUGAAGUUUUCCAUUUUGUCAAAAAAAAAUCAACAGAAAUUUGUAAAGAAAAAAAUUGCCUGCUUGUUGCUUUUCAAAAUGUAUAUUUGUGCAGGGAGGGAAGAUUGCAUGGUCAUUUUCGGGCUUAUUUACAUGAGGAAAAAAGCCCAGAGUAGCUGGUGUGGAGCAACUCGUACACACUAGAUACUUCACAUUAACUCUCUGUGUACAUGCUUACUCUGCACUAAGAGCACCUUUGUGUGCUUUAAAGCGUAACAGUAUCCACACGGGUAGCUAGUGCAUUUCAAAUUCACACCCUAGCUUAUUACUCCACACAAACUUCCCCACGCAGACAAGCCCUUAGUCACAAGGGAUUUUUUAAAAAACAUUUUUUGAAAAUUUUAGUUUGAAAAUGAAUUAUUUUUAUACAAGAAAAUUCAGGAAAAAUGAAAAUACCGGGAACAAUAGCAGCAUGAAAAUUGCUUUCAAAUUUUCCAAAACUCACCCAACUUUAAAAAAAAAAUCAACCUGCUCUAAAGGAUUCCUUAAGUUCUGUUACUUAUGAUUUCUUCAUGACUUAAAUUGAAGAGAUUUCUAUGUAAAGUAAAUGUAAAAAUGUCAUUUUAAGUUUGCUAGUCAACAUGUUGACAUUGUAAAAACUACAAUACAUUACUACUGGAUAAGAAGUACAGAAAACUAUGAAACAUACAAAUCAAGAGAGACUGAUCUAUAAUCUUUUCCAUCACUUGUAUGAAGUGCAUUCCCCCCCCCCCCCCCCCAAUUAAUGACAGAAAAUUUCAAAUAUCUCAGCAUAAGUCUGGCUGGGAAAAAAGGAAACUGCUCAAAACCUCUCCAAGUGCUCUCAAGAGAAAAGUCAUGGCCAAGCAGACUGACCAAAAGGAAUUUGGUUAAUGCCUCACAUUCUGUCAGUAAGGCUAAUAUUUUCACAUAGGACAAAACUCACACUAUUUCAGAAGUCCAGCACAAGAACUAUGCACCAUUUAAAACCAUGUUAUAGGGCUUAAGUGGUUCUUAGACUGACUCUGUGCAGGAGUCCAUUUCACAUUUAUAGUAUCAUUAUUUAUAGAGUAAUAUGGAAAAAAAAAUUUUGGUGGAAAGGGCCCAUUUGUAAAUUACCAUAGCUAAAUAUAGAGACACAGUGGGUGAUGCAAUAUCUUUUACUGGACCUACUUCUGUUGGUGAAAGAGACAAGCUUUCGAGCUUAUACAGAGCUCUUCAUUCGGGUAAACCUGAAAGCUUUUCUCUUUCCCCCACAAAAGUUGGUUCUGUAAAAGAUACUACCUCACUCACCUUCUCUCUUUAAUAUCCUGGGACUGACAUUGCUACAAGAAUACUACAACCAAUAUAGUUAAUUAUGUAACAUCAUAACUAAAGCUUUAUACAUGGUCACUAACUAGCUUUGAGCUUGGCAAUCCUGUUGUUUUAACAGGAAUUCCAAUCUUGUAAUCCAAAGGUAUCUGAAACUGUUAAAUGUAUAUUUUGGUUUUAUUAUAAUAAAUAGCAAAUUCUGACAGAA
This is a messenger RNA of Chelonia mydas (Green sea turtle), 10931 nucleotides long. Its product is annotated as semaphorin-3D. Gene Ontology annotation, molecular function: chemorepellent activity; semaphorin receptor binding. The transcript has 21 exons. Bases 585 to 3011 code for a protein of 808 amino acids. Gene Ontology annotation, biological process: positive regulation of cell migration; semaphorin-plexin signaling pathway; neural crest cell migration. NCBI's taxonomy places the organism in Eukaryota, Metazoa, Chordata, Testudines, Cheloniidae. The record is from RefSeq and is a predicted model, not a curated record.